GAUAGUGACUGAGAAGAGGAAUGGAGGGGAGGCAGUGAGCGCGAGAGAAAGAGAGAGAGAGAGAGAUGAAAAGCAAGCUAAGCGAGGGAGAGAGAGGGAGAGGCGUUCGUACUGAAGGAGGCAGAGGCAACAGCAACAGCACGCUCCUUCCCCAUCCUCCCUCUCCUCUCUCAUAAUCCCACAUCCACGCCGGGGGAGACGGAGGGUGCCCUGACCGGCUGAGAACCACUGUCUGAAGGAGAGGAAAAUCUCAAACCAGCCCACCCCUCCCUCUCUCCCCUGUUGUGAAUGCCUGGAUAAUUUUUUUGGGGAGGGGGACCAUAACUAACAAGGGGUGAAAGGAGGUGUUUACACGCAAGCCUGCUGGAGGGAGAAGGGGGAGAGACAGAGAGAGCGAGAGAGAGAGAGAGAGAGAGAGAGAGAGAGAGAGAGAGAGAGAGAGAGAGAGAGAGAGAGAGAGAGAGAGAGAGAGAGGAGGGGGACGAGCAGCAGGUUUAGUGCAGCUGUCAAUGCCAGAGUCUGGGAGUGAGACAGACUGAGGGGGACCUGAGGAGUGGAGGAGGGCCGGCACGUGUGGAGCGGGGGUCUUCAACUUGUGGGCAAAGCGACGGGGAAAAACAAUUCGCAUUCGCACACAGCUGGACAGAUGAGGAGGCUUCAAGGACCACGCUUCAGUCCUGGGUGUAUGGUGUACUGACCCUGCCUGCCAGAGGCGAGGAGUCAGAGGACCAGGGCCAUGAUUGGCUCCCCUGGCCCUGGUGGGCGUGCCUUAGUGACAUGGCCGAGGGUGUGGCGGCGGGUGCUGGCUGUUUCUCUGGUCGCCUUGAUAAACUUGAUGCUAGCAGGAAGUAGCCAGGCCUGUCCACCACGGUGCGAGUGCUCGGCUCAGCUGAGGUCGGUGUCGUGCCAACGGCGGCGGCUCACCAACAUCCCAGAGGGCAUUCCCACCGAGACACAGCUCCUGGACCUCAGCAAGAACCGGCUCCACUGGGUGCAUGCAGGCGACCUGGCCCCUUACCCACGGCUGGAGGAAGUGGAUCUCAGCGAGAACCUCAUUGCCACAUUAGAGCCCAACGCCUUCGCCAGCCUCCCCAGUCUUAAAGUGCUGAAGUUGAGGGGAAACCAGCUGAAGCUAGUGCCCAUGGGGGCCUUCGCCAAGCUGGGCAAUCUGACCAGCCUGGACCUGAGCGAGAACAAGAUGGUGAUUUUACUGGACUACACCUUCCAGGAUCUGAGAAAUCUGAAACAUCUGGAGGUUGGAGACAACGACCUGGUUUACAUAUCCCACAAGGCUUUCUCAGGGCUGCUGGGGCUGGAGGAUCUCACAAUUGAGCGCUGCAACCUGACGUCCAUCUCCGGUCAGACACUGUCCUAUCUCCGCAGCCUGGUCACUCUUCGCCUCCACCACCUCAGCAUCACUGCCCUGGAGGACCAGAACUUCCGCAAGCUCUCCAACCUGCGGGAUCUGGACAUCGAUCACUGGCCGUACCUGGAAUACAUCUCUCCUCUAAGUUUCCAGGGUUUGGACCUCCACCGGCUCUCCAUCACCAACACCAACAUCACCUCUGUCCCCUCCGCCUCCUUCAAGAACCUGAUGCACCUCACCCACCUCAACCUGUCCUACAACCCCAUCCCCUCACUAGAGCCCUGGGCCUUCAAGGACCUUCUGAGGCUGAAGGAGCUCAUCAUGGUAAGCACAGGGUUGGUGACAGUGGAGCCCCAUGCCUUUGGAGGCCUCCGACAGAUCCGGGUCCUCAACUUCUCUUCCAACGACCUGCAUACCCUGGAGGAGGGCUCCUUCCACUCUGUCAACAGUCUGGAGACCCUCAGAGUGGAUGGGAACCCCCUGAUGUGUGACUGCCGUCUGUUGUGGAUCCUGCAAAGACGCAAGACCCUCAACUUUGACGGCAGAGUGCCGGUGUGUGCGGGGCCGGUGGAGGUGCAAGGGGUUAGCCUCAGCACCUUCACCGAUUCUGCACUCUUCGAUCACUUUACAUGCCAGAAACCUAAGAUUCGCAACCGUAAGAUGCAGCAGGUAACGGCUCGUGAAGGCCAGCCUGUGAGCUUCCUGUGUCGAGCCGAAGGAGAACCUGCACCUGCUAUUGUCUGGAUUUCCCCACAGCGCAGACGGAUCACAGCUAAGAGCUCAGGGCGUAUCACUGUCCUCCCAAGUGGCACCCUGGAGAUCCGCUACGCCCAACUCACUGACAGCGGAACCUACAUCUGCAUUGCCAGCAACGCCGGUGGCAAUGACACCUACUUCGCUACGCUCACAGUGCGUGGCCAGCCGCUGGACGCCGCCUCAGCCUUCUUCCUCAACCGCUCGCUGUACAGCGGUGAGUUCUUGAACGACACAAAUCUGAACAACACACGGGUGUUCCUCAAAUUCACCUUGGACCUGACCACCAUCUUGGUCUCCACCGCGAUGGGUUGCAUCACCUUUCUGGGGGUGGUCCUCUUCUGUUUCCUGCUGUUGUUCGUGUGGAGCCGGGGACGCGGCCAACGCAAGAACAACUUCACAGUGGAGUACUCUUUCCGGAAAUCUGAACCCGCCACCGGGCCCACCGCGGGAGGGACGAGGAAAUUCAACAUGAAAAUGAUAUGAAACCACGCAGCCAGGGGUCCUUCGGGGGAGGCAUGAGCACGUCCCAAAAACGUGUUUGACACACGCAAACGCACACAGCCACUGACUCGCAAAGAAGUUUAAAAGCACAAUCCAACUUCCCGUCCAUGGCUCCAUUCAAAAUUUGAGUGCCAUAAAAACCGGAGCCAUGAAGUGAUUUGGUUUGAUCCGUGAGUGAAAACAAAAUGAUCCUGAUCUCCCUGUCUCGCUGUGGUUUUAUUCAGCAUGUGGUGAGAAACAUGUUUGAGUGGUACUGUAAGGAAAUGUAGUGUUGAAAGGUUUGAAAGAGCUGCUUGUUGUCCAUGCUUGAUAAGAAUAUUAACAUUAAGCAUUAUAAGAGAUAGGUCGUGAAUUGGUUUGAUUACUGAACUGUGGAAAAGUGGUAGUCCUGUCUUUCAGUUAUAUUAAUGAGAAAAUAAAAAAGCUAUUAUUUUGAAUCAAACAUUUUCUCUAUUGUGUUGUGUGCAAAUUGUAGUGUGAUGCACGGAGACCUGGUUACCAUCCACAGGUAGAAUUUGUCACAAUGCUCUUGUUAAGAGUCGUGCAUGUAGAGUUACAUUCGAGAGUUAAGUUGUAAAUUGAUAUUGCUAAACAAAACACAUGGUUUUUAUAUAAAUUCAGUCGAACAACCAGCUUUAUCGAUUCUGACCACAUCUGAGCCGUGAGGAGGAUUAUAUUGGGUGAACCCCUUAAUUAACAUUAUCAUGUGUCAAUAGUUUCAUUGAACACAGGCUCAGGGGAUGUAGACAAUUAUCUGAGUGUAAUAUCUUGUAAGAAGGAAUGGAUUAGGAUCAUUCACCUAAAUGACAAUCUGUCCAAAAAAAAUCCUUGUCUUUGCGAGAUUAUUCAACAACAUUUGCUGUGUGAGUUUGGGACGAGCGCACGAGCCGUGAGCUGCUGUGGCUGCCCGUGGCACGGAGGGCUUGGUAAGGAAGUCAAGUCCGACGUGCACGGGCUGCCACAGUAGCCAUAGCAACCAAUACAAUAGAGAGCAAGGGGGGGGACAGGGCAUGGUGGCCAUCGGAGGGUUGCUCGGUGGAAAGGGGGAGGGAAGAAAAAGGAGUCAGCGUGACCUCUGCUUCCCCUCCCUUAGAUCACAAGCCCCGACCGUGCUCUUUCAUCAACAGGAGAGGGACGACCCACCGGCCUCCGCUCCCCUGUCCCUGCCCUCUGCUGUGUUGGUGGGCAUCUGACCUUCCCAGUGCUGCCAGGGGGGAGCAGCCUGGAGAGUCGGGUCACACUCAGAGGCAGAUAGAGGACACACAGCAACACUACGGAGGUGUUCACCUACACACUCGUCAAGGCAGUGGAACCCACACAUAGCAACACAUGCAUAGCACCUUUUCUCAGGAAAAGUGAACUAACUAGCCAACAGAGCGUGUGUGACAACACAUGCUGUGUUAAAGUACAACAUUCCAGCAAUACUGUUUGUAGAGCCAUGAAGCCAAAUCCGAGAGAACUGAGGUAAAUCUGUGAGUGAAGAAACAAAGCCAUAGAGUCUGUAUGUUUAUUUUUAUACUAGUGUGUGUAUGAUUUAGUUAUAUGAAAUAAUAUUAUUGCCACUGCCAUCUUACAAGCUGUCGCGAUGAUCAAAAGGACAUCUGCUGUCACCGGGCCUGCGCAGCGUUGUACCUCGCCACACACACGCUCACACAAAACCAACACAAAGGUUAGUUGCAUUGGAGGGAACAACAAUCACCGUCGCACAUGAAUAAACAUACAAAUUGACAACACGCCGUAGCCCCAUCUCCGAGUGUGCCGCCAACUGAUCUCUGCCUGCCUCUGAGACGGCAAAUGCGCAAAUGUCUCUGCCCCCCUAGCCCAGUGCAUUCCCCCCUCCUCACCCCCACCCCUAAACCCCCAACCACCACACACCCCCACUGGGUCCUCCUUUGGGAGGGGUCCCUGGCUGGAGAUCGAGGAUUCAAAUGUAAAUGAAAUCGUGUUAACCCUACCCACGCCAUGUGCAUCGUAUAGUGGAGACUAGUACUGUGGUUUUAAAACGCAACAACAACAAAAUGAAAAAAAAGAUUCUUUGAACUGUUCCUUUGUUUCCUGUUUGUCCUCGGAUUUUGAUUUGCCUCAGUUGUUGCACUCUGUGACCUUCUGGCUGUCGACCCCUUUAAGGCUCCUUGUCCUCCGUGAGGCACCGUUCUGUUCUCAAGACCAAAUCAUUUGAGUCCACUUGACCCCAAGAUCAACUGAAACUAGGAAGACCGAUAUCGAGAUCAAGAAACAUCCCAAAGACGUUUCCCAGCUCGUCUUUAGUCGGUUAUUUCCUAUGUUUAACGGUGCCACUAGUUUAAAGUCACUUGAGAGCUUCUCAGGAGCUAGGGAAGGAUUUCCCACACUAAGCUUAUUAUUUGUUUAGACUGAAGAUUAAGACAAACCUUACUUCACCUGGCACAUAAGGCUUUUGCACACUAGAUGCAUUUUUGUCUCACGAUUAAUUUACACAUGAUAAGCAAACCUGUCACUGCAACCUUUUAAAUCCGUGAGACUAUUUCGCUAAGCUAUUUUCUCCUACACACAUCCGACCAAUCAGAAUGCAUAUUUCCUGAUUAUGUCACAAUUUGAAGGAGUAACAGUACUCCUCUGAUUUAUUUAAUAUGUUUGUCUUUAAAAGGAUACUUACUUGUGAGUGACCCAACCACUUGAGCUGAAUGAGCAGCUGAGACUGACAGGACCUUCUUCAAAUCCUUCUUAUCCAAUACUUCAGAUAAAACUACGGUGCCAGCUGCUGCAGCAGGUCUUUGAUGUCCGACAGACAUCCUGUAAUCCGGACACCCUGAAAAAAAACCCAGGCGUAAACGCACCGGAUUAUCUUGAUGAUCCCUUUUAUUUUUUAAUUCUCAUCAUGCAUUCGCUGACUUGCAUUGCGGUUAAUGUGAAUUGACACGCGAGUCAAAAUUCGCCUGCGCUAUUUCCUGACAUUUAUCUGUCUUGCCGUUCAUGUACAAAGGCCUUUAAUCAUUUAAGAUGGAUGUAAACUAGAGAUUCAAAAUUGCAUUCCUCCAAUUCUAUAAUGUAUUUUAGAUAACAUUAAAUGGCUAAAUGGCAAUAGAACAAAGACUCUUAUAUGUACAUUAGUGAUCCACUGAUCUAAAGCACACGUCCAACACAGUUUAACCUGGUUGGGAUUAAUUUGGCCCAUGUAUAAAUGAGCCUCAAAUCUUAAAACUUUUUGCAAAAUAGAUCCUGCAAGCUCCAUCUUUGUCCCUGGUGAAGAAUGAUGAAACCUCGACUUCUGUGUCAGGAUGAAUAACUGAAGACUCGUUAAAAAUGCAUGAGGCCAAAUGAGAAUAGAUGAAUACAUUGGCCUGUUUUUUUUUUUUUUUUAAACAUCGCUUUUGACUGUGUGACGAAGGCCGGUUGUUGGCUCGCCCGAUGUUGAGAACAGGACGCUGCCCUCACAGACGUUUCCCCUCCCUGAGCCAACCCCCUGUUGUAUGUUUCCAUUCCCUGGUAUUUCUCAGUGGAACGUAGGUUUAGAAGACAAAUGAGAAUGUCUGCAGUGAUUGUUGAUGGUGUUAUUGUGUAGGCAUCAAUCACAAAUGUAAGCAUAGAUGAGGGAUGUGUUUCGUUUUAUGAUCUUGUCCUUCUCCCUCCCUUUUCUCCUCCCCUCUUUAAUGUGUCCCGUCUUCUCUGCAUUUCUUCCCGACCCCUCGUUGUCCCUGUUCACAGUAAUAGGCUGGAGUAUGGUUGUGUGGUAGUAGACACGUGUUCUGUGUGGUCGGUGAGUCGGUGUUGUCGUGCUAUGAUUUGUUGCUCCUAGGUGCCAUCGAACAUGGAGCAUCGGUCGGAUCGUAGGAGACAAAAGAUGAAAGGGGUGACCCAGGUUCCUAAAUGAAAAAAAGAAAAAAAAAAAGAAUGAACAUUGAUUCCCAUUUCACACCCUGCCCAUUCCUACAGACCAUUUGCGGAACUUACCCGCUCUGCACAGUGCCACUCUGGGACCUCUCUCUGGAUAUGAAAACCCAUGGACUGUAAAUGUAUGUAUUUUCUCUGCUGACAUCUUGUCACUUUAACAGUCACGUGUAGAAAGGGGGUCUUCAGUUGGGUUUGUUGUGGGGCCUUUCACACUAACCUUUGGUCAGGGUUGGAAAUGAGCACUUUUAUAAUUUGAAGCUCCACAAGUCCUUGCAAGUGAAAGGCACUCAGUUCCCUUCCUACUAAAUGCUCCUGCUACUUAAAUUAUUUGUAAAGUUUUCCUGAUUACGUUAGUCAAGCUCGAGCCUGAUUCUUCUCCUGGGUUGUGAUUCUUGAGAAAGUAGGCUGAGCAUCCCCCUGCUACCUCCUGUGGUUCGACCUUGCCUCGGGUUGGUGUAGCGUAGUCUAGACGCCCCAUAUACAGCAGCAGUAGUACUAUUAGGGAUGCCUUCCACGGGGGGGGGGACGCCUCAGAUAUAUGCAGACCAAAAUAAAAUAAACCCUCAGACGCUGACAACCAUGGCGUCCUAACCAGCCAAACAUGUAUGAUUCAAUAGUUUUUUAAAGCUUAAAUUUUAAGGGGGCUUUGUAAAAAUGCCAGCCUCCCCCUUAAGAAGGCGUCUCGGCAGCCUUCUGUCAUUCCUGACUCCAUAUUGGCCCUAAAUGAAUCCAUCUCUUACUCCAGAUCCUACAGCUGCUGUUUUGAUUGGAUUAGACUUGAGAUGAGCUGAGAGGAGCAGUAAUGGGAUGACGGAGGAGUGAGCUCAGCUGACUGGGUGAUUACUCGGCUUAUUAUCUCAGCUCUUUAACAUCUGUUGAGUAGAAUUAUGUAAAUACGACGUAUGACCCGACAUGUAGCGGAGCAUUCUUGAAGGAUUAUUUUAUUUAGCGCACCUUGGACAAUGACCGCUCCAUCUUAACCUUGACCAGAGCAAGUGCGAGUGCUCACCCCCCCUCCCCCUUUCUACGUGGCAAUACUGACCCCCAGUGGUCAAAGGGAGCAACGGCGAAAACUUGGGACCAUACUGUUGCAGCUGCUGCUGUACCAGUAUUGCAUGUGGAAGGAAAAUAAACCAACAGCUCUGGGUCUCAUACAGUGAAACACUUAAGAGAGCAAAUUGACUGUUAGUUUCACGGGUCAGUGUUUCGCUGAUUGUGUUACAGCCAUAACGUGAUGAUCUCCACUGCGCUCUGGGUGUCUCGGAGCAAUGCCUUGCUCUUGGGGUGCCUGUUUGGGCAGAGGCAUUAUCGGGACAGGCCUCCCACUCUGGUCAAGAGCAACAAACCUGGCCUGGUUCUAGACAGAUUCUUGACAAAUGACCCUGCCCCCCCCCCCCCCCCAUCCUUGACUCAAAUAUCAGUGCAUCAUUGUUUCUCUGUACAGGACCGAGGGCUGGACGCCAACUGAUCGGUUCUUUCUCUCUCGUGGUCUUCGCAGGUUUAAUCUAUGCAUGCCUUUUGUAAACAGUGAUUGGUCGUGCCAAACUCUCACCUCUCACUUGUACGGAGAGCAAUGGGGGCCAUUGUCACUGGCCAUGGGACUGGUGGAAUAAAGAGCAUGAGGCCAUCCAAAUGUGUUGCACCUGCGUUUACGGAUACGGUAAAAUAGCAUUCAUCUCACAAGAGAAACUUUAUCCUUUCUUCACUUGGGAUGAUUGAACAGAGUCACACACACACACACACACACACACACACACACACACAUACACAUACACAUACACAAACAGAGGAUCCGUUCAAAUGUGUAAACUGUAGAUAAAGCGAUUGAUAUCCCAAGCAGGAAGGUGGGACUGAUCAAUGCAGUAUGGGGGAUAGGAUUAUUAAUGGCAUACUUACAUUGAUCUAUCUUGAACCCUCAUCAAUGACCCAGAAUCCAUCUGGAGUAGGAGGAGGUGUACAGAGCUCUCCCAGACCUGGUUGGCACUCAUUCCUGGGUUUCCAUUAUACCGUUUCAAGACAAUUUUCCUUCUUUAAGAACGAGAUGGUGCCGGAUUCCGACUUUAUUCUCCAGGUCUGAGCCGACGUGACGCUCUCUCGCCUCCCCUACUCCUCAGAGAAAAGUGUCUUUGGUUUAGCUCUGUAUUUGUUGGAGCCCUCUAAUGGAAAAUACUGAAGUGUAUCUCUCAAAUUCGGAUGGGGUCAACUUAUCCUCCCCCCUCUCUCUCUCUCUCUCUCUCUCUCUCUCUCCCUCUCUCUCUCUCUCUCUCUCUCGCCCUCUCUCUCUAACAGCCUGGCACCGACCUCGUUAUAAAUUUCAGAAAAUGUUUCAUUGAUUACUUUAUUUUUGCAUAUUUUAAGCGUCCAUUAGUGACUUCUGAAACCUAGGAAUGGGUGCUGAGCGCUCCAAUUAAAUACAGAGCUAAUAUAUGCAGAAAAGUUGUACAUUUCACAAUAGUGACUAUUAAAGGACAAGAAACAAAUUUGGAUUCUCCUCCUCUCUGGCGUCACGGACAUCUCACUACACCUCAGUUGUCACAUUUCUAUUCUGGAUGUGUUGAUCCUUGGAUGGGAAGAAACAGAAACUGUACAUAUUAGGUAUAUUAGCCAUAUCACGUCAUCCAAUCUGUAGACCUCUUUGCCAUGUCUGACAGAGGAAAAUGACUGUUGAACUGUAAAUAGUGUAGGUAUAGAAAUAUAUAGGAUUUAACAUGCUGCUUCUUUUCUCCAGGGAUCACCCACAUUGUGCUCAGUCCCAUGGCUGCUUGGUCUCAAAGGGAAGUAGAUGACAAUAAUGUACUUGUCUAUAAAAGACACACACAAGUUCUUUUUUUUAUUUCAAUGUAUGUUUUAUAUACCGUCUGUCUUGUAAAUUAACUCCUUUUUCGUCAUAAAAGCAUGAUGUG
Molecule: messenger RNA, 9396 nt
Organism: Platichthys flesus (European flounder)
Lineage: Eukaryota; Metazoa; Chordata; Actinopteri; Pleuronectiformes; Pleuronectidae
Product: leucine-rich repeat and immunoglobulin-like domain-containing nogo receptor-interacting protein 3
Exons: 4
Coding region: 737-2605 (622 amino acids)
Cellular component (GO): plasma membrane
Molecular function (GO): protein binding
Source: RefSeq, a predicted model, not a curated record